AUAAUGGGUCUCUUUUAUGGGUUUUUUAAGUUAAAAAGGUCUUUAGUCGGGGCUGUUUUUUUAUACAUGUAUUCGGCGAUUUUGUUUCCUUUUACUUGUUAUUUCGUUAUGACUGGGAAAUGCAUUUUAAUGGAAUGGGAGAUUCUAUCUGUGAGUAGUACUAGGAUUAGUUUGCUGGUUUUGCUAGAUCCAAUUGGUUUGAGGUUUAGGAAUGUGGUUUGUUUUAUUUCUGCAUGUGUUUUAGUUUUUUCGUCUUAUUAUAUGGCGGGAGAUUAUUUUUUAAGUCGUUUUAUUUGGCUGGUGAUGAUAUUUGUGCUGUCAAUGAAUUUUUUAGUAUUUAUUCCUAGUUUAAUUUCUUUGCUUAUUGGCUGGGACGGCUUAGGGGUUGUUUCUUUUGCUUUAGUUAUUUAUUACCAGAGGAGGAAGUCCCUUUCUGCUGGGAUGCUAACUGCCUUAGUAAACCGAAUUGGGGAUGUGACUUUAUUGUUGGCUAUUGGGUUUAGUGUUCUUCAGGGGCACUGGAAUGUGCUGUUUAUGUGGGAUACCGAAUUGUCUAUUUUAGUAAUUUUUUGUAUUUUGGUGGCUGGGAUGACUAAGAGAGCCCAGGUUCCGUUUUCUAGGUGGUUGCCUGCUGCCAUGGCAGCACCUACUCCUGUUUCGGCUUUGGUUCAUUCGUCUACUCUGGUUACUGCUGGAGUGUUCCUGUUUAUUCGGUUUUUCCCUUUUGUGAGUUCUUUUCAUGGGUUUAGUUCUAGGUUGUUAUUUGUGUCGGUUUUGACUAUGUUGAUGGCCGGGAUUGGGGCUAACUAUGAGUUUGAUUUAAAGAAAGUUAUUGCCCUCUCGACUUUGAGUCAGCUAGGGGUUAUGAUGGCUAGAUUGGGGUUGGGAGCCCCAUAUUUAGCAUUAUUUCAUUUGUAUACUCAUGCCUUAUUUAAGGCCAUGUUGUUUUUAUGUGCAGGGGGGAUUAUCCACAAUAAUAGUGAUAUUCAGGAUUUGCGUUGCCUUGGUGGGCUUUGAGGGCAAAUGCCGUUGAGGGUCGCGUGUUUAAAUGUCGCGAAUUUGGCUUUGUGUGGUGCUCCUUUUUUGAGUGGGUUUUACUCCAAGGAUUUAAUUUUGGAGAGAAGUCUAUUUAGUCCUUGUAAUUUGGUAAUACUUUUCUUGAUUUUUUUGGCUACUGGGAUGACAGCUGCGUAUAGGGUUCGUUUGUCAAUUUACUCUCUCUGGGGUCAAAGUAAUCAUCGUCCGUUGCAUCAAAAUUUUGAUGAGAGAGGGGAGGCGACCUGGCCGGUUGUGAUUUUGGCCUUGAUUAGGUUGUUUGUGGGGAAAGAGAUGCAGGGGUUGUUUGUUGAGUUUAAUUGUAGAUAUGUGUUUCCAGUGAGGUAUAAGUUGUUAGUAGUGGGAGUUGGUUUGGUUGGAGUUUGGCUGUCUGUGAUGGCCUGGCGUUCCCCAGUUUUAGGUGAAGGUCAGGUUGGUUUUAGUUUCCUGUCUGGCUUUUUUUCGUGAAUAUGGUUUUUAGUUCCUUUAUGUACCCAGCCAGUUGUCAAAGGGCCCUUGCGAGCAGGCGGUGAUUUCUUUAAGUACUUGGAUCAGGGCUGAUUUGAGGUUGGUGGCGGUAGCGGUGUAUUGUUUAUAGUUAAAGAAGGGUCUCGGGGUAGCGAGUUUUUCCAGCAAAAGCUUAUUAGUUUUUUGGUAAUGAUGGUGGUGUGAUCUGCUGUUUUGAUUUUAUUUUGGGUUGUUGUAUAG
Molecule: messenger RNA, 1743 nt
Organism: Haliotis rubra (blacklip abalone)
Lineage: Eukaryota; Metazoa; Mollusca; Gastropoda; Lepetellida; Haliotidae
Source: the annotation of a RefSeq genome assembly